AUGAAUUACAAACCGAACCUGAAGAUGGAUAGUACUUCUGGCUCGUUUAAGAAAUAGGAGUAGACCCUGUCUCUCGAAAGCACGUAGAAAUUAGAAUAUAAUGCAAUCAAUUUAAAACCUAAUUUUGCUUGUAAACCUGCUUUUAACAUUCGCAACAGUUCUCCUCAACUUUAAGAAUAAGAACCAUUGUUAAUAAAUACAAAGGAUGAUUUCUCUAAAACAGGAUCAUUUUAAGAGAAAAUCCCAUUGAAGGAUAGAAUCUAACGAUCAGACGAAAAGAAAAACACUGCUCCAAUUUCCAAAGGACUAUAUCUUCCUGGCUAAGAGGAGCUCUUUAAGAAAUAAAUCUAGGUUGAGAAGAAGGAGAUACAAUCACAUCAAGAAAAAAAAGAAGUCCCAUCUGGAAAGCCUGUUUAAGCAGAAUAAUACAUGCCAUCCAUUGGGUAGUAAUCGAACAAAAGAGAGGCAGCCUUAUUAGGUUCUAAAAAUCCAAUAGAAAAUAAAUUAGCAGUCGCAAACCAAGAUAGAGUGCUCUAAUAACUUGAGGAAGCAGAACCUAUUGAAGAUCUAGAAUUAAUCCCUUGUCCUGAAGGAUGUGGAAGAUAAUUUAAAUAGGAUGCUUUGGAGAAACAUGUAAAGGUCUGUAAACAAGUUUUCCAAUAGAAAAGACAAGAAUUCAAUUCAAAAUAAGCUAGAGUUGUUACAAACGAUUAGCAAAAAUUAUAGCGUUAAGGAUAAAUUAAAGAAAAAUAAUUAUAAAAGAAAUAAGGAAAAGCUCCUUUAGAUCCUAAUUGGAAAAAACAAUCAGAAGAAUUACGUAAUCUAAUAAAAGAAUCCAAGCAAUAACAAUGAUUAUUUUAUCAUUAAUAUUACAAUCAAGUCCCUUCAUUAUUUAUCA
Paramecium tetraurelia is the source of this 898-nucleotide messenger RNA. RefSeq lists its product as uncharacterized. NCBI's taxonomy places the organism in Eukaryota, Ciliophora, Oligohymenophorea, Peniculida, Parameciidae. The transcript is spliced from 2 exons. The record is from RefSeq and is a predicted model, not a curated record.